AGGAAUGCGGCGGCCCUCGUGGAACAAAUCUCAGGCGAUCCAGCAGGUUAUUUCUCUUAAAGCAUUGCUUGAGCCUUGUGACGAUUCCGGCGCCGGUGCUCUUCGGAAGGUCGUCGUUUCGCCUCGGGUGAAUUCAAAUCAAGGCGAUUCACCCAAAGAACCAAGUGACGAUGCUCAGUUUACGAUGUCAGUUGAUGAAUCUGCUUAUAGCAAUGUGGAGACUGCAAAAUCUACUCCAGAGGAUCCACCAGUUGAACCAGACAACAAAGUCACCAGUCCCAGAGAUCAAUGCGAAACAAAUGGACGAGAUGGGCAAAUGACAAUUUUCUAUUGUGGCAAGGUGAACGUGUAUGAUGGAGUCUCACCAGAUAAGUCAUCUAUGGAUUUGCAGGCAUUGGCAAUCAUGCAUCUUGCAGCAAGUCCAAUGCCUUUCCCUCAGAAUCAUCCAUUGGGUGGAACUGCUGCAUGUCAGUCUCCACCAUGUCUUUUACAGACUGCCAAUGAGAGAGAUGACUUUUUUCCUCCUAGUGCCUCUAUCUAUCGAAAUGUGCACACAGGUGAGAAGAUGGUAGAGUACCCUCAGCAGCAGCAUGUAAAAGGAAACAGUACUCGAGAUUCUGAUGUUGAGGGUCAGGCGAGUCGGAAAGUUUCAUUACAGAGAUAUCUUGAAAAGCGAAAAGACAGGGGAAGGUUAAAGAACAAGAAAAAUACAGGAUUGCCUUCUUCUAGCCUGGAGGGGUAUAUGAACCAUCAAAUGAGGACGCACAUAUCCAAUAAGAAUUUAGGUCAGAGUGUGACAAGCUCUUUAUCCCCAACUGGAGUAGCAAAAGCCUUCGUUGGAACAGCCGACAAUCAGUCAAAAUUUGCAUGUUUUCCUGUCGACCUUAAUGUUAAAGACGUCCAGGAGUGCUGAGUUUGACGACAUCGAUGAUGUCAUGCUACUUCACAAAAUCAUCCUCGUGAUUAACAAGAACUAGAGAGAAAGAAGAGCGGAACAAAGUCGUGAAAUGGUUGCUCGUUGCAUGAUUUGACUGCGUUUAAGGGGGAGUGUUAUGUAUGCCUUCCCCAACCGAACCGGUCAUAUUUUGGAGAUCUUGCAGGGAGAGGUGUCUAUAUCAAGAGUAUCUCAUUCAGCUGAUCAAUUUUGUAACUUGGACACGGUAUCGCGACCGUUGCUAGGAUGGUUAGGAAUUUGUUCAUGUUUCUGCUGUCGAGGCUUAUUGAGUUGAGAUGACGAUGCAAUGUUGGAGACGUCCAGUUCUCAUGCAUUAUGUAUAAAAAUGUAUGCUGUCUUUUCUCUGCCAACACCCUCUCUCUCUGUAUACCAAAUUCAAAUCUUUCAGGCGCA
Messenger RNA from Momordica charantia (bitter melon), 1348 nucleotides. The record is from RefSeq and is a predicted model, not a curated record. Lineage: Eukaryota; Viridiplantae; Streptophyta; Magnoliopsida; Cucurbitales; Cucurbitaceae.